AUGUCUCUCGCACCACCAACCUCGAAACUGCAUCUGCGAACGCCGCCAGAGCCAGGAAAGAAAUCCGCACAGACGACUUACCUCAUCUACUUCAUAACUGGCAACCCUGGUCUCAUCGAAUACUACCGUACCUUUUUGACACAUUUGUAUGGAGUGUUGUCGCAAAACACCGCAAGUGAUCGAAGUAUCGAGUUUCAAGUUUACGGUCGAUCAUUGAGCGGAUUCGAGGUAAACAGCAGCGAAAUCAAAACGUACAAGUACCGCAGAGACCCGCCCUAUGGACUGCAGGACCAGAUCCGACAUGCAGAAGACGACGUUGUGGAAUUGGUCGAAGACCUCAAAGACAACGGCGCGAAAGAUGUAAGAGUUAUCCUAGUGGGCCAUUCAGUCGGCGCAUACAUCAGUCUCGAAAUUGUACGGCGACUACGAGCCCACGGCGUCGCAGGUGAAGACUUCGACACCAGGAUAUCCGGCGUAGUAGGCCUCUUCCCCACCGUCGUCGACCUAGCAAGAAGUGAGAGUGGUAUGAAGGCUGCUCCCUUUGUCAAAAACUCAAACUUCGUCGUCUUUCUCUCCGUCAUCGCUGGCUUCAUCUCUAUGCUUCUGCCCCUCUCCCUGCUCACCAAACUCAUCGCGUCAGUAAUGUCCUUCCCCCAAGACGCCGCGCACACCACCGCGUCGUUUGUUAAAUCCCCGCACGGCGUCCUCCAGGCGCUGCACAUGGCGCGCGACGAAAUGUUCCAAAUCGACACGGACAUCUGGGACGAGGAUAUCUGGGGCGCCGCGGCCGAUGCGCCCGUGUCGAAACAUCCGCAUCCGAGACCCACCCUGCGGUUCUUGUUCGCGAAGAAAGAUCACUGGGUUGCGGACGAGACGCGGGACCAAUUGAUUCGGACGAGGGGCAGGUUCAGCUACGGGGAUGAGGUGGAGGUGGAGGGCCCGGAGAGCUGGAAGCCGGUUAUGGAGGUUGAUGAGACGGAAGGGUGGGUGCAUUCGUUUUGUGUGCGGCAUGGGGUGCCGGUUGCGGAGAGAGUGGCAGGGUAUAUUAGGGGGAUUGUGGAGCGAGAUUUGAAGAGGUGAGAGAUGAGCGCGGAGACUGAAUGAGCGGGUGAAGUGGGAAUGUUGCUUCGUCGAUACCGUGUAGCAUAAUUUCAUAGACUCCCUAACUACACACCCCAAAUGAAGAAAAAAAGCCUCCCAAACAC
Molecule: messenger RNA, 1205 nt
Organism: Parastagonospora nodorum SN15
Lineage: Eukaryota; Fungi; Ascomycota; Dothideomycetes; Pleosporales; Phaeosphaeriaceae
Exons: 2
Coding region: 1-1080 (359 amino acids)
Biological process (GO): lipid storage
Cellular component (GO): lipid droplet
Molecular function (GO): lipase activity
Source: RefSeq, a predicted model, not a curated record